This is a messenger RNA of Pseudovirgaria hyperparasitica, 2767 nucleotides long. Its product is annotated as STT3 subunit of Oligosaccharyl transferase. Gene Ontology annotation, molecular function: dolichyl-diphosphooligosaccharide-protein glycotransferase activity. The record is from RefSeq and is a predicted model, not a curated record. Gene Ontology annotation, cellular component: membrane. Gene Ontology annotation, biological process: post-translational protein modification. Lineage: Eukaryota; Fungi; Ascomycota; Dothideomycetes; Acrospermales; Acrospermaceae. The transcript has 5 exons. Bases 56 to 2317 code for a protein of 753 amino acids.
GCUUGACGAACGAACAAGUCGCAUUUCUCUUCGACCAUUCUUCUCUGUUGUGACCAUGGCUGCUGCUGUGGGAGAACAGUUUCUUAAGGGGGAGACCGCCCGGAACACCCGUGGUCUGCUUCGCAUCAUAAUUCUCUGUACUAUUGCGGCCGCGGCCGUAUCAAGUCGGCUGUUCAGUGUGAUCCGAUUCGAGAGUAUCAUCCACGAAUUCGAUCCCUGGUUCAACUUCAGAGCAACCAAAUAUCUCGUACAGCACGGAUUCUACAGCUUUUGGGACUGGUUUGAUGACCGAACAUGGCAUCCUCUCGGACGGGUCACUGGUGGAACACUCUACCCCGGAUUGAUGGUCACCAGUGGUGUCAUCUACCACAUCCUACGAUUUCUCACCUUUCCUGUCGAUAUUCGUAACAUAUGUGUACUUCUUGCACCAGGCUUCUCGGGGUUGACGGCACUGGCUGCGUACCUCCUUACAACAGAGAUGUCCACCUCUCCAUCGGCCGGUCUUCUUGCGGCUAUAUUCAUGGGUAUCGCACCUGGAUACAUCUCUCGAUCUGUCGCCGGUAGCUACGACAACGAAGCUAUUGCCAUCUUCCUGCUGGUAUUCACGUUCUACCUGUGGAUAAAGUCGGUGAAGGAGGGCUCUGCCCUUUGGGGUGCACUGACUGCACUCUUCUAUGGCUAUAUGGUAUCUGCGUGGGGAGGAUACGUGUUCAUCACAAAUCUGCUACCUCUGCACGCCUUUGUGUUGAUCUGUAUGGGCCGCUAUAGUGCGAGGCUGUACGUAAGCUACACAACCUGGUACGCCCUUGGGACAUUGGCUAGCAUGCAGAUUCCCUUCGUCGGCUUCCUGCCAAUCAGGAGUAGUGAACAUAUGGCCUCACUAGGCGUCUUUGGACUCCUCCAGAUCGUUGGCUUCGUGGAAUACAUUCGCAACCAACUGCCGAGCCGACAGUUCCAGACCCUUCUCAAAAGUCUCGUAGUGCUUAUCUUCGUCGUUGCGUUCGGUGGUCUUGUGCUCCUGACUGUGUCGGGUGUCAUCGCUCCUUGGUCCGGACGGUUCUACUCACUUUGGGAUACUGGCUAUGCCAAGAUACAUAUCCCAAUCAUUGCCUCAGUCUCGGAACAUCAACCCACAGCAUGGCCCGCGUUCUUCUUCGACCUCAACAUGCUUAUCUGGUUGUUCCCAGCUGGUGUAUACAUGAGCUUCCGCAGUCUGAAAGACGAGCAUGUCUUUAUUGUCAUUUAUGCUGUCAUGGCCAGUUACUUCUCAGGAGUGAUGGUCCGACUCAUGCUGACGUUGACACCCAUCGUGUGUGUAGCUGCCGCCAUCGCGCUCUCACAAAUCCUAGACGCUUAUCUCGUAAUUGAAACCCCCAAGAUCGAAGGCGCAAAGUCAAAUGGCGAGACCACAAAGUCAGCGGCGUCGACUGCGCCAACUCUGAUAUUGGACCCUCUGAGAUCUACUAGGUCUCCACUGGUCGGCAUUUAUUCGUAUAUCUCCAAGGCCACAGUGGUCGGGUUUGCAAGUGUCUAUCUAUUAUUGUUCGUCCUGCAUUGUACGUGGGUCACAUCAAAUGCGUAUUCUUCGCCAUCUGUUGUCCUUGCCAGCAGACUGCCUGAUGGCAGUCAGCACAUCAUCGACGACUACAGAGAAGCAUACUAUUGGCUCAGACAGAACACUCCCGACAAUGCUAAAAUAAUGUCAUGGUGGGAUUAUGGCUAUCAAAUUGGAGGCAUGGCGGACAGACCGACCCUUGUCGACAACAACACCUGGAACAACACUCACAUUGCUACAGUCGGCAAAGCCAUGAGUUCGCGUGAAGAAGUCAGCUACCCGAUCAUGCGCCAGCAUGAGGUUGAUUAUGUUCUGGUCGUUUUCGGUGGUCUAUUGGGCUACUCGGGAGAUGAUAUCAAUAAGUUCCUAUGGAUGGUUAGAAUCGCGGAGGGUAUAUGGCCAGAUGAAGUUAAAGAGCGCGACUUUUUUACUCCGCGUGGAGAGUACAAAGUUGACGAUGAAGCCUCGCCAACGAUGAAGAACAGUCUGAUGUACAAAAUGUCAUACCACAACUUUGGCAACUUGUUCCCUGCAGGACAAGGUACAGACCGAGUUCGAGGAACACGACUUCCCUCGGAGAAUCCCCAAUUGAACACGAUUGAGGAAGCUUUCACAAGUGAGAACUGGAUCAUCAGGAUCUACAAGGUCAAGCCCUUGGAUAAUUUUGGUCGAGAUCAUUUCAGCGCGACUGCCUUUGAAAAAGGUAACAAAAAGAAGCGUGCGAGCAAGCGAAAAGGUGCUCGAGUUCUAAGAGUAGAAUAGAGGGACAUUUAGUUGAGUAGUAGAUUUCAUUCACCUGAUAACAGAUAUCCGUAGGCCACGGAAGUAUCGAGAGGCAUUUGUGGUUUGCAGAAGUAACCCAAUUGUAGCAGACGAAAUAACCUAUGCGGGCCUGCUAAGGCUUCUCACACAAAAGCAUCCACUGUAAACUAAGAAGUCACUGUAAUUGUUUCUGGGUUCUGUCUGUUCUUGCUCCCGACCAAAAUUCUAUAUAGGUUGUCUUUAGAUGAGGUGGAUGUGGUGGUUUAAGUGUCUACGGUCUGGCAAAGUCGCACGUUCCUUCCGUGUCGUGCUGUUCAGCAUCCCGGUCCUUGGCCUUCACUGAUUCACUUCCGUUCUACACGACACAACGUCGCCAUCUUCGACAUCUUCAUUGUUGUUCCAUUCUGCUCGGUUUCCUUCACCCUAUUACGCGAUCGUCUCGCUUUCACU